ACCCAAAACUUUGAACUUUUUUCAAAAUGUGCCCGGCCGCCCCUAUUCUCCCCGGCAUUCUUCACCUCCCCCUCCCUCCGCCAUCGGCCUGACACCAGUCACCGCAGUGACCUCCUUCUACCCCCUUCAGUAGCUCUCUCUCUCUCCCCCCUCCCUCCGACGCCUUCUUCCUCGACUUCCUUCUCUACUCCGGCGCCGCCGCCUGGGUGGUAGAUCAGGUCGCUGGCGGCGAUACAGCGGCGGACGGAGAGAGACGGAACGAGAGGUAGCAUCCUAUUUCGGCUAUUAGGAGACAGCUGCCCCGUUGUUUGUUGAGUUGUAUGUGCUCUAAACAAAUGGGCAGUGACGACAUUGGUCAGUGGCGAAUAGAGUAUAUCCCGGACAAACCACCGGUCCCGCCGGACCAGCAACCCACUGUCGAUGUUGUUGCUUCUCCGAUUGACCCCAAGUUUGCCAAUGCCAUUGUCAGGCGUCUGAAUCAAGUGGCACCUUUGGAGAAUCUCCGGCAUGUAAAGCGCGUGCAGAAGAAAUGUCUGGAAGGAGGAAAGGCUGAGCUAUCAGUCGUAUUGUGUAUAGUUCCUGAUAAUGGUGACUUACGCGGAAUGCCUCCUGAUGUGCAAGAGUUAAUCAGUUCCUACCAGCUCAGUACUUUUACCACAAAGGUUUGCAAAUAUGCUGCAUUGUCUAAGGAAGAAUGGGAAGCACAAUGCAAGCUUUGGCCAACAUCGUAUCAUCCACCAACCUACAAUAUCAGUGGCAUAACUGGAUUCUCUGAAGAUGAUUCGCGAUCAGUUUUCAGCUUCAUGAAGUAUGCUGUUGAACUGGCAACCUCUGGCAAUGAGUGGGUAGUUAAUGCUGCAGUUAUUGUGGAUCCAAUAUCUAGUCAAGUAAUUGCAAGUGCAUGUGAUCAAGUCUGUCAUUCGCAUGGUUCACCAGCUAGAACAAGUGCUGAACCCCGAUGUUAUGGACAGGUGGCUGCAAUUAGUGCCAAGUCUGAUGUCAAUGGAAGGACAGACUAUGAUUCUCUGCCUCAGAAUGCUUCCUCAAAUUACCUAGAACAAAAAGGUGCAGUCGUUUCUUGUUUAUCUCCAUGGAGCUGGGCGAAGAAGUGUGCUCAUCAGUCGAGCUCUAGUUUAUGGCAUCCAUUGCGACAUGCUGCUAUGGUAGCUAUAGAAUCAUCUGCUGAGAGGGAUCGGCAGUUAUUCCCUGGUUCAGGUAGAAGUGAAGAUAUGGUUUCAGAGAUGGAUUGUGCACAAUAUUCUGCAGGCUCCCCAGCAAAAAGGCAAAAAACUGAAGAUCUGAGGUUUCAGGUUGAGAUUGAUGAGAAACGGGAUGUGCAUUCUCUACAGGGGCCCCUUGAAAAACCUUAUCUAUGCACCGGUUAUGACAUCUACCUUGCUUGGGAGCCUUGUGUGAUGUGUGCCAUGGCACUUGUGCACCAGAGGAUUCGGCGUAUAUUCUAUGCAUUCCCGAAUGCGAGUGCUGGAGCCUUAGGGAGUGUCCAGAGGCUGCAGGGGGAGAAGAGCCUCAAUCAUCACUACGCCGUCUUCAGGGUUUUCAUGCCACAAGAUACUCUCAGAAGUGUGCCUAUUCCUCUGUCAUAGCCUCUAAGAACCGAGAUUAUCUAAUGAUCCAAGGUCCUUUUGUUUGCAGAGGCAAGUGACAGCCAUUUUCAUUUAUUGUUGUAACUUAUUUAGCUGCAGAUUCAAUAUCCACCUCUCUUCCUCGACCUUUGCGCAAACUAUACAUGUGAUGUAAAAUUUAAAUCGAUUCAAAUUUGUGGAAAAUUCUCCCUUAA
This is a messenger RNA of Punica granatum (pomegranate), 1798 nucleotides long. The record is from RefSeq and is a predicted model, not a curated record. Lineage: Eukaryota; Viridiplantae; Streptophyta; Magnoliopsida; Myrtales; Lythraceae.